Dreissena polymorpha is the source of this 2812-nucleotide messenger RNA. Its product is annotated as alpha-L-fucosidase-like. Gene Ontology annotation, molecular function: alpha-L-fucosidase activity. The transcript has 8 exons. Gene Ontology annotation, cellular component: lysosome. Gene Ontology annotation, biological process: glycoside catabolic process; fucose metabolic process. NCBI's taxonomy places the organism in Eukaryota, Metazoa, Mollusca, Bivalvia, Myida, Dreissenidae. The coding region runs from base 36 to 1436 and encodes 466 amino acids. The record is from RefSeq and is a predicted model, not a curated record.
GAUAUAUCACGUGAUUAUCAUGUGAUGCGGCUCGAAUGAAAGCAAUGGCGUCCGGUAACAUCAAAAUUACGCAGAUUUUCGUUGCAACAUUCUGCAUCGUAUACUGUAUGACAGGUUGCAAUGGAGUUCGCUACGAUCCGAACUGGGACUCUCUUGACAAACGCCCUAACCCGGCCUGGUAUGACGAAUCCAAAAUAGGAAUUUUCCUCCACUGGGGCGUGUUCUCCGUCCCCAGUUUGCUCAGCGAAUGGUUUUGGAUGCAAUGGCAAGGAGAGAAAGACCCAAGGGCAGUGAAGUAUAUGACUGAUAAUUACAAACCAGACUUCACCUAUCCCGAUUUCGCAAAAGACUUUGAUGCUGAUCUGUUUGAUCCGGAUGAAUGGGCAGACAUUUUCAACGCUUCAGGAGCUAAAUAUGUAGUGUUGACAAGCAAACACCAUGAGGGUUAUACAAACUGGCCAUCUAAAUACUCCUUCUCUUGGAAUUCUAUGGAUGUUGGACCACACAGAGACCUUGUUGGUGAUCUGGCCAACUCCAUUCGCAAGAAGACGAAUAUUCAUUUUGGGUUGUACCAUUCAUUGUUCGAAUGGUUUAACCCAAUCUACCUGCAAGAUAAAGCCAACAAGUUCCAGACCAACGACUUUGUAACUGGGAAGACGAUGCCUGAGCUGUAUGAGCUGGUGAACGCCUACAAGCCUGACGUGAUAUGGUCUGACGGAGACUGGGAGGCACCAGACACAUACUGGAACUCUAGCAACUUUGUGGCUUGGCUCUACAAUGACAGUCCGGUAAAGGACACAGUGGUGACCAAUGACAGAUGGGGUCAAGGGGUUUUAUGUAAACACGGGGGAUUCCUGACCUGUACAGACAAAUAUAAUCCUGGUGUCUUACAAAAGAGGAAAUGGGAGAACGCCAUGACAAUUGACAAGCAAUCGUGGGGUUACCGUAGAGACGCCACUCUGAGUGACAUGCUUACCAUGGAAGACCUCCUGGCUACACUGGCCUCCACCAUCAGCUGUGGGGGAAACAUGCUGAUCAACGUUGGUCCGACCAAAUCUGGUCGCAUCAUUCCAAUCUUUGAGGAAAGGCUGAGAAGUCUCGGGGACUGGCUCAAUGUGAACGGUGAGGCAAUCUAUGGUACCAUACCAUGGACGCACCAGAAUGACACCGUCACCCCUAAUGUCUGGUACACCUCCAAGAAAAACGCCGUAGGUGAUUUAGAUGUCUAUGCCAUUCUACUCAGCUGGCCCGACCCUGGAACCUUCAUGCUAGGUGCUCCAACAGACACCAGAAGCACGCUGAUCACGUUGCUAGGAUACCCCGGAUAUCUGAGCUACACAGGCGGGGCUGGAAUUGGAAUCGAAAUUCCUGCCAUUCCAAUCAACAAGAUGCCAUGCAAGUAUGCCUGGGUCCUGAAAUUGGAACAUGUGUUGUAAUGCUUGGUUGCAUAACAUUCACUGACUUGACUUCUGAUUAUAUUGAUUUAUAUAUUGAUAUUUUUUCUGAUGGAAUGCUCUUUUUAUUUUAUGCCAUUUAUGAGUCUUUAAAGUAUGACAGUAUAAAAUUCACGCCUGUGAAAUCAUAUAAAUGAUAUGAAGUUUAAUAAGUGCAGCAAUACACACAUAUUAAUAAUAAUAUAGAUAGCAAAACAACACUGUAUACAUUGAAAAUAUGUUUGAAAAAUAAUAAUAAAAGCAAUAUUUAAGUAAACUUUGUUUGGAUGUUUAAAUUUUAUUUACUUUGAACUGUGUUAAUAAUGUUGGUCAAACAUGAAGUGUUUUUUUUACGUGAUAAUGUUUUCUUGUUGGAAAAAUUAUGUUUGAUGGCAAUUUCAUAUGAUACGUCUUAAUUUUGGCAUAGUAGAAUUGGUGCAAGCUUUUUAUAACUAUAUAUUGUAUGCCUGUGUUGAUGGAAGUAUUCCCUUAGAAUUCCAAUUCUUUGUCUUGUUAUAAAUUAAGUACUAUUUGCAUUUUAAAAUGCGUAAAGUGAGAUUAUGUAUGGACAUACCAUACUUAAUACAUUCCAUUGAUAAAUUCUUGAUAUUAAUGAAAGAUGUCACAACUGUGCUAGAACCUUAUAAUUGUUCAACUAGCCAAGGUGUUUUGACGGAAAGUUUAUACUUCAUUUGGAUGAGAAAUUUUCUUCUCAACAAGUUAGGUGCAUUAAGCAAAACCCUUGUAUGUCUUACCAUUGUUAUUUCUGGAAUUGUGUUUCUCUUUUAAUUAUUAAUUAACUUGUAAUUAACAGCAAAACGUGUAUGAUGUUUUCAAGGAAACAAAUUUGGCUGCUUUGGAAGAAUUUUCAUCAUAAAUAACAGAUGUAAAGUUAGAAUUCUUAUAUUUGUACCAAUGGACUAAAAUACUGCAAAUGCUAUCACCUGGUUAUUGAAAUCCAUACAUAUCACAUGUUGUUGUUUUAUAAAACUAUGUUUUGAAAUAUUAAGUCUUGUUAAGUUGUUAUAUGCUUUUGGAAUGUAUUUACUUUGAUACAAUUACAGAAGGCUUACAUGGGUUUGACUCAGUAACCCAUAGUGAUGCUCACGACUUAUGAACUUAAUGAAUCGGGUUUCAAACAAUCAAUUCAACUGAUUUUUCGUAAUUGUUAUAACUAUGUUGUGAGAUUGAAAUGAAACAGCUUCCUGGUUUGUAAAAAAAAUAUUUCUUUUUCUGAUCUUUUGAGACCAACCAUUCCAUGUUUAUCAUGAUACAAUGCCUUUAUUCUCAUUCACCAUUCAAAUGUGACUACUUAUUCUUACUUUACUAACUUUAUGGUAUAAUUGUUAAAGUUUAUUAAAACUAUUUGUGAAAUUGAA